Molecule: messenger RNA, 1975 nt
Organism: Meriones unguiculatus (Mongolian gerbil)
Lineage: Eukaryota; Metazoa; Chordata; Mammalia; Rodentia; Muridae
Gene: Osr2
Product: odd-skipped related transciption factor 2
Exons: 4
Coding region: 459-1397 (312 amino acids)
Biological process (GO): regulation of transcription by RNA polymerase II; embryo development; urogenital system development
Cellular component (GO): nucleus
Molecular function (GO): RNA polymerase II transcription regulatory region sequence-specific DNA binding; DNA-binding transcription factor activity, RNA polymerase II-specific
Source: RefSeq, a predicted model, not a curated record
GCAGCCGUGAGCUCUGCGCGCCCGCGGCGGGAGGGUGAUGGCCCUGCGGGGCUCCGGGCUCCGGCGUCGCCCUCGCUCGGCGGCCAGAGGCGGGCCUAGGCGCCCGGGGCUGGGCGAGCGCUGAGCCCUGCGCGGAGAAGGCUCGCUCCUUCCCCUCCGCGUCCGCGGACGGGCGGGGACCGCGUCCUGCUGUCGCCCUCGCCCCCAGAUCAUGUCCUCGGCUCCCGGGACGCCGCGCCGAACGAGAGGUCCGCCCAGCCUGGCCCUCGGGCCCUUCCCGAGCUGCGCGUCCUGCCGCCCCGACCUAGCCUGACCUGCGGGGCCCCGGCAGACCCCGGUGCUGGCGGGCUUCCGGUGCGUGCUGCCGUUUCGGGGGCAUCUUCCCUCUCCCGCCCUCCGGCCUCUGAGACCUGGAAGACAGGGGCGGCUCCCGGCCCCCCUCAGGAGCUCUCCGGAAGAUGGGGAGCAAGGCCCUGCCGGCGCCCAUCCCGCUGCACCCGUCGCUGCAGCUCACCAACUACUCCUUCCUGCAGGCGGUGAACACCUUCCCCGCCGCGGUGGACCACCUGCAGGGCCUGUACGGGCUCAGCGCCGUGCAGACCAUGCACAUGAACCACUGGACGCUGGGCUACCCCGGGGUGCACGAGCUCGCCCGCUCCGCCCUCGCCGAGGUGGCGGCCGCGCAGGGCCUGGUGGACGCCCGCUUCCCGCUCCCCGCGCUGCCCCUCACCACGCACCUGCUCCACCCCAAGCAGGGCGCCAUCGCCCACGUCCUCCCCGCCCUGCACAAGGACCGGCCCCGCUUUGACUUUGCCAACUUGGCGGUGGCCGCCACGCAAGAAGAUCCCCCGAAGGUGGGAGACCUGAGCAAGCUGAGCCCGGGGCUGGGGGGCCCCGUCUCAGGCCUCGGUAAACUAACUCCGGACAGAAAGCCCUCCCGAGGGAGGCUGCCCUCCAAAACCAAGAAGGAGUUCAUCUGCAAGUUCUGCGGCCGACACUUCACGAAAUCCUACAAUUUGCUCAUCCACGAGAGGACGCACACGGACGAGAGGCCGUACACGUGUGAUAUCUGCCACAAGGCCUUCCGGAGGCAGGACCACCUCCGCGACCACAGGUAUAUACAUUCCAAAGAAAAGCCGUUCAAAUGUCAGGAGUGUGGGAAAGGAUUUUGUCAGUCUAGAACUCUAGCAGUUCACAAAACUUUACAUAUGCAGGAAUCUCCACACAAAUGCCCCACAUGUGGAAGAACCUUUAAUCAGAGAAGUAAUCUGAAAACUCACCUUCUCACCCAUACAGACAUCAAGCCCUACAGCUGCGAGCGGUGCGGGAAAGUGUUCAGGCGAAACUGUGAUCUGCGGCGGCACAGCCUGACGCACACCCCGCGGCAGAACUUCUAGCGGUGCCCAGGAUCGGUCCUGAGCGGCCUUGGCUCCCUCCCCCAGACGCUUCCCACCCCCGGGCCCACCCUCAGCCGAGGGGCCCACCCCACCCUCACUGACCCCAGCGCUUCCCGGCUGCAGCUGCACCUGCAGCUCCAGGGACCUGACUGUUCUUCCGGAAGACUGAGAACUCUCUAGAAAGCCGCUCACUACCCCUUCAGCAACCAGCCUGUGCUAGAUCCUUGUAGAUAGAUAUUCACGGCUCAUUUUAGAGCUCUGUACAUAAUGUCGUGGGUCUUAGUCCUGUUGUUUAGUUUGUUUUGAUUCUUUUUGGAUGCACCUAGACAUGGAAACCGGAAAACAAAUUUAUCUUUAAAGACCGUAUUUUCAAAAUAAAACCGUUCUUGAAUCAGUGCUUGCCGAGAUGUGUAGUGCUAGUCAACUUCUGUUUCCCUGCGCGUUCUGGAGGAGGGGCAGCCCCUGAAGAGUCAAUGAGAAGGGUGUUCUCGAUCCCCAGGUUUUAGAAACAGGACUUCCAGUUCUCCGAACAAAAUCUGAGCACCUCCCUUUCCUGUGGCGUGGCACUUUGCAAUGGA